CCAUUGAUUUCCGAGAAACAUGUUCGAUGCAUAAUCACACACAGCAAGCACCCAUUACACCACCAGAGAAGGACCUUCCAUCUAACACUCGUAUUUCAUUCUCCCAUCUCCCCUUUCACUCUCUCUCUGAGAUCAGAGAUGGAGACGGCAAAACGACUCGCUGUUCUGGCCAUCGCGUUGGUGAUUCUCGCUGUGGCAACGAGUGCGCAGAGUGAUGACUCAGACACGAAGACGCUGGUUAAGUAUAAGCACGGAAAGAAGUACUGUAAAAAAGGGUGGGAAUGUGCUGAUUGGUCUAUUUACUGUUGUAAUCUCACUAUCUCCGAUUAUUUCCAAACCUACCAGUUCGAGAAUCUCUUCUCCAAACGAAACACGCCGGUGGCGCAUGCCGUUGGUUUCUGGGACUACCGCUCUUUCAUCAUCGCCGCGGCGCUUUAUGAACCAUUGGGUUUUGGCACCACCGGAAACAAGACUAUGCAGAUGAAGGAGAUUGCCGCUUUCCUCGGACAUGUUGGAAGCAAGACCACUUGUGGUUAUGGAGUGGCUACUGGAGGACCUUUGGCUUGGGGUCUUUGUUACAAUCAUGAAAUGAGUCCUAGUCAGUCAUACUGUGAUGACUAUUUCAAAUUAACAUACCCCUGCGCUCCUGGUGCCGACUACUAUGGACGUGGAGCCAUUCCAAUUUACUGGAACUAUAAUUAUGGUGCUAUUGGAGAACUUUUGAAGGUGGAUCUACUCAGCCAUCCAGAAUACAUUGAGCAGAAUGCAACCCUUGCUUUCCAGGCUGCAAUAGUGAGAUGGAUGACACCAAUCAAAAAGGAUCAGCCCUCUGCUCACGACGCCUUUGUUGGUAACUGGAAGCCUACCAAGAAUGAUACGAUGGAGAAACGGCUUCCUGGUUUUGGCACUACAAUGAACAUUCUCUAUGGAGACGGUGUUUGUGGACAAGGUGAUGUGGACUCAAUGAACAACAUCGUUUCUCAUUACCAAUAUUAUCUGGACCUUCUAGGUGUUGGCCGAGAAGAAGCUGGGCCCCAUGAAUUACUUACAUGUGCUGAACAGGUGCCUUUCAACCCAUCUUCCAAAGCUGCAUCAUCAUCUUAGAUAAUGUUUAUUAGCAUAUGAUAUUGUUGUGCCAAUCCCUUUAAAAGUGGUAAGUUAAUAAGGGUUCUAAAAAUUAUUGGUAUGCAAUAAUUUUGAACUGUGUGACAGUGUGCGGAUUCUUUAUAGUUUUUCUUCGUUGUUGUGUAGAAGUGAAGUCAUUUGUAAUGUCACAAGUGAAAAAUCUGUAUCUGGUAUAUAUUUACGUUAUGGGCGAUUUUGUUAUAAUAUACAUCAUUCCUUGGUUGUAAUGUACAUUUGAAUAUGUUUCAUUCAACAAAAUGUAUUCCCCUCGUCUUCUAGGUGUU
This is a messenger RNA of Abrus precatorius (Indian licorice), 1409 nucleotides long. Its product is annotated as chitinase-like protein 2. Gene Ontology annotation, molecular function: chitinase activity. Bases 139 to 1104 code for a protein of 321 amino acids. NCBI's taxonomy places the organism in Eukaryota, Viridiplantae, Streptophyta, Magnoliopsida, Fabales, Fabaceae. The transcript is spliced from 3 exons. The record is from RefSeq and is a predicted model, not a curated record. Gene Ontology annotation, biological process: cell wall macromolecule catabolic process; chitin catabolic process; carbohydrate metabolic process.